Messenger RNA from Pogonomyrmex barbatus (red harvester ant), 476 nucleotides. RefSeq names its product M-phase phosphoprotein 6 (gene Mpp6). Lineage: Eukaryota; Metazoa; Arthropoda; Insecta; Hymenoptera; Formicidae. Gene Ontology annotation, biological process: maturation of 5.8S rRNA. The record is from RefSeq and is a predicted model, not a curated record.
UAUGAUAAUAUUACUGCUACUAAUUGUUUUCUUGUUAUAUUUAAGGGGAAAAUUCCUUAUGGAAUCAAGUUAUGUUUUCUGUGAGAAACUUAUUGAUGGUAGAUUAAGUUUUCAAGGGAUGAACCCAGCUAUAGAAAAGUUAAUGGAAGCAAGGGAGAAUGCCAAUCGACCUAAAGUAGAAGUGAAACAAGAUGCUGAUGUAUCUGAUGAACAAAUGGCUGUUCAGUGGAAGAAGAUGCGAGCAAAGUUUGACUCUGUAAACAAACGUAUGAAGCAUAAUCCUAAUCUUUCGCCAAAACAUGAAAAUGAACCAUUGAAAAAGAAACCAAAAUUUUUGAAACCAGUAGAAUAAAUCUAUUUAUAAGUAAUAUAUAAUAACUUUACAUAUAAUUUUAGUUAAAUGUAAAGUUGUUAAAUAAAUACAUUGUACAGUUUAGUUUGUAUGCUUAAUACAUACAUAAAAUUGACAUUGUAAA